Panonychus citri (citrus red mite) is the source of this 2146-nucleotide messenger RNA. RefSeq lists its product as uncharacterized. The transcript is spliced from 4 exons. NCBI's taxonomy places the organism in Eukaryota, Metazoa, Arthropoda, Arachnida, Trombidiformes, Tetranychidae. The record is from RefSeq and is a predicted model, not a curated record. Bases 705 to 1178 code for a protein of 157 amino acids. Gene Ontology annotation, molecular function: protein binding.
AUUCAAUAAUUGGGAUUUAGAUGGUCGGAUAAAAGAGAUACAAUUAGUGUUAUGUUGGAAAUGUUACUUGAUAUUACUGUAUAUCAAAUUAUCGAAUGUUGUUUGCCAAAUGGAAGAGAAAAAAGUUAUCAAAUAUGAAAAUCUUUCUGUAGGAGUUUCCAUUAUGAAAAUGAUGUUGAUCAGCAGCACGAUAUUAAUGGAGAAAAGUUGAUGAUCCACAAAAAGCAGCAUGAACAAGCCAAAAGGAGGCAGUGGGCAAAGAUUCUUGAGAGGAACUCGGCUUAUUCUUGCAAUCAAAUUGAAGUAUCGAUGUUCCCUUAAUCUUAAUUUGUUUCCAUCUUUUAUCAAAUCGUAUCAUUGGUUAGAUUAACUUACCUCAAUUUUCCACACCACUUGAUUCAUCAGGAUGGCGAAAAUUCAAUCAAAUUGUCAAACCAAUUGUUGUAAUUGUGAUUGAGUGAAGGUGGAUAACUGUGGAUUCUAAACAUGGUCCAUGUCAGAUUAAUUAGAGAAAAGAUGAGAAAAAAGAAUGAGUUUGUUCAUUGGUCUGGUUUGUAUUCCAAUGGAAAAACUCAUCCGAUUGUUAUACUUACCGACGAUGGCGAUACAAUGAACGGGUUCCCUGAGAAUAAGAAAAUGAAUUAGAUAAAUUGGCCUAGACUUGGAACAGAAUAUGGUUUAGGUCCAUUGAUCUUAAAUGAAUCAUGGAUAAACUGAUCAUCGUGAUUACCAUCGUUUUCAUCAUAUUCAAUUUGUUUGCUAUUCACAAUUUAGCUCAUAACAGCCAAGAAUCUUAUUAUGAAAUCGCCGAGAAAUGUUCAGUACCAAAGAACCCGCCUUAUAUUUGGGUGAAAGCAGUUACCAAAAAUGCCAUUGUCCUUGGUAUCACUGAUCCCAAUGAUCCAGGUCAAGUAACGGGUUAUUCGGUUUACUAUUGGGGUUUGAGAUAUGGAGUAAAUUCAACAAUAGAUCGUCGCAAUCGUGAUUUCGGUCAACGUAAUUUCAGUACAAAAGGUCCUUUUGUGAUCGAAAGACUGAAACCAAAGUUCAUUUACUGUGCUGACAUAACUGCCUUCAAUUCGUGUGGUCAUGGUCCUUUUUGUGUUUCGUGUUUCGAGAACAUAUUAACUUGGCCUGAUGCUCAUCUUAAUUUCACCAAUUCUAUUUAUUCCAAUUAACAUUAAACUCUGAAAGAAAUUGAAUUUGUUCAUCUAAUCCAUUUGAUAUUAAUUAAGCCUGGACUUUGUUUUAUCGCCAUAAAGACAAAUAAACAAUCAACAUGACCAUCAAACCUAAACAAAUGAACACAAUUCAGAUUUCGAUUGUUACUCAUUAUAUCUAUAUCGUUCUGCGUCUUUCUUUCAACAUAAUCUAAUUCUCAUCUUAUAAAGUGAAACCCGAAUUGUUAAAUAGUUUGAUUAAAUUGAUUGUUUACACUUUUCUCCUGUUAAUCAGGUUUCAAGGGGCUCAUGACGAGACGGCCUUUUGUUGAACCAUUCAAGGUUAAUCUACAAGUUAAUUUCGUUUGAUUGAUCAAUUUGGUUCAUCUUGUAAUAAUCAUCAUGAUGAUAACAACAAUGAUGUUUGUCAACUUUUACCCAAGGUUUUUCAAUAGAAAAUUAAUUUGUGAUUAUUUCCGUAUUCCUUUUAUUAUAUUGGUCCAUCAUAAGACAUUUCGAGGCUAUUUAUCUAGAAAUAGAGUAAAUAUUAAUAUCUCUCAUGUUGAUUGUUAACCUUGUCAUGGUAAAUCAUUCAUCAAAUUAGAUCUGUCAAUCACUGAGGCCAUUAUGUGUGUUUAACAAUUUCAGUUUAGAUAAACACUUGAAAUUGGAAUACGUGAUAAACUUGAAGACCAUUAGAAUACUUUCUGAUCAUCAUCUUCAUCUGAUCCUUUUCAAGAAUUCAUUGUAUUCGAUGUCCACUGAACCAUAAUCAUGUCUUUCCGAAUGAAAUGACCACUGGAUGAAACUUGAAAGGUCAGUGGAUAGAAAGUUUCAGUUUACCAUUCAAAUUUGUAUUUGUUUCUUUUCCUGUAAAUAAAUUGUAAACACAAGAAGAUUGAUUACCAACUUGAUUGUUGUAAUUUAACAGUAAAAAGAUUGAUAAGUUUUAUUGUUUGAAUAAAAUGAAGUAUUUUUUAAACGUU